GUCUUGUUCCCCAGAUUUUCAUAAGGAGAGCACAAUAAGCCUGCCAUCAUGUCUGACAAAAAGAUGACCUCAAGCCGUCGGCACCAUCUCAAGAGUUUGAUUCUGGGUAUAGCCAAAGACCUGCUGUCGGCUGAGCAGAAGCAAACAGAGGUGGACAGAGUUAAUUACAUGGAGGAGAAAUGUCCACCUCUCUCUCUGCCAGGCUCAGUGCAGGAAUUACAGGAACUGUGCAAAGAGCUUCAUCAGAAGAUUGAUGUGGUGGAUGAGGAAAGAUACGACAUGUCUCUCAAAGUGGCCAAGAGUGACAAAGAGAUUGAGGAUCUGAAGAUUAAGGUUCAGGAUCUGAUUGGUAAAUUCAAGAAGCCCGCUCUGAAGAAAGUGCGUAUGUCUGCUGAUUCCAUGCUGCAGGCUCUGCUGGGCUCCAAACACAAAGUGUCCCUGGAUUUGAGAGCCAAUCUUAAACAAGUCAAGAAAGAGGUCAAGGAGGAGGAUAAGGAGGCUGUGGGAGACUGGCGUAAGAACAUUGAGGAUAAGGCUGGCAUGGGCGGCAGGAAGAAGAUGUUCGAGUCUGAGGCUUAAACAGGCAGCCAUUUUACUUCUGAAGUUGAUUUCUGAUGGACUUUCUAUUGCACGUUUCACUGUCAAAAAGUGCUUUUGCAUUCAAACUACACAUCCAACAAACCGUAACUACUCUAAUCAUAAUAUUGAGACUGCCAUGUACUACAUGAACUAUACUCACCUUAACCAAUAAAUUUUGGAAGACAAA
Messenger RNA from Danio rerio (zebrafish), 766 nucleotides. It is a transcript of the gene tnni2b.2, whose product is annotated as troponin I type 2b (skeletal, fast), tandem duplicate 2. Gene Ontology annotation, cellular component: troponin complex. The record is from RefSeq and is marked provisional. NCBI's taxonomy places the organism in Eukaryota, Metazoa, Chordata, Actinopteri, Cypriniformes, Danionidae.